AUGGAGUGUAUCAUCUCGCUCCAGGAGCGUGCUUUAUUUGUGGCCAACCAGGCCAUUAUGCUAGACAGUGUCCGAUGUCGGGAGCACAAGGAUCUACUAUCAGUGUUGCUUAACCUUUUCAACAGCGGAGGCCUGUGUUUCCAGCGGCAUCUGGGCAAGGUCAGAUUGGUAGUACAUUUAAUGGUCAGAGAGGUAGAAGUUAUGGAAACAAUCGAGGUGGAGGAAGAAAUGCUGGAGGAAGAGGUUCAGACUUCUCAAGCAGAAGGGAGUCAAGCCAGAGUGUUUGUGCUUAACCCACAGGAGGCUCAAGCCUCUAAUGUAGUUGUGCAAGGUAUCUUUACUAUAGCUUCGAUGAAUGCCCUAGUAUUAUUUGAUCUGGGUGCAACACAUUCAUUUGUUUCGCCGAGUUUUGCAAUUAAGAUGGGAAAACAGCCCGCUUAUUUGCAAAAUCCAUUAUCAGUAGCCACGCCAAUGGGUGAAAGUAUGGAUACGGACAUAAUUUAUUCGUCUUGUCCUGUGAAUGUUCAAGGACGAGAGUUGCUUGCUGAUCUAGUUUUAUUAGAGGCGCUAGCAUUUGACGUCAUAUUGGGCAUGGAUUGGUUAGCUCAACAUUAUGCAAGUGUGGAUUGCAUGAAGUUAGUGACAUUUAGUACCCCUGGAAUUGAAACCGUUUCAUUUCAAGGUGAGGAACUGAAAUCCACUACGAGCAUAAUUUCAACUAUAAAAGCUCAACGGAUGAUGAGGAAAAGAUGUCAAGCAUUUUUAGCUAUUGUGUUGGAUACAGAGAAAGCUCAAGGGAAUGUACAGAAUGUACUAGUAGUGAUGAAAUAUCCAGAUGUUUUUCCAGAAGAGUUACCUGGAUUACCACCAGACAGAGAGAUAGAGUUUUGUAUUGAGUUAGCUCCUGGUACCAAACCGAUAUCAAUACCUCCUUAUAGGAUGGCGCCAGCAGAGUUAAAAAAACUGAAAGAUCAACUAGAGGAGCUACUUGAUCGUGAUUUGGUCAGACCAAGUGUUCCACCAUGGGGUCCACCUGUCUUGUUUGUUAAGAAGAAAGACAACUCGUUUCGGCUCUGUAUAGAUUACAGACAGAUGAACAAGGUUACAAUCAAGAACAAGUACCCUUUACCGAGGAUUGAUGAUUUGUUUGAUCAACUGCAAGGGGCAAGGUACUUUUCUAAGAUUUAUUUGCGAUCAGGAUAUCAUCAAUUGAAGAUCCGAGAUGAUGAUAUUUCAAAGACUGCUUUUAGGACUCAGUAUGAAGAAGUGGCAUUUUUGGGACAUGUCGUGUCUCAAAGUGGAAUCAAAGUGGAUCCGAAGAAGAUCGAAGCGGUUGUGGAAUGGAAACGACCAACUUCGGGGACUGAGAUUUGUAGUUUCCUUGGGUUAGCAGGAUACUACAGAAGAUUCGUGCAAGAUUUUUUAAAAAUCUCUGCACCAUUGACGAAGUUAACUCAAAAGAAUGCGAAGUACGAGUGGACAGAGAAGUGUGAUGACAUUUUUCAGAAACUGAAGGAGUGUCUAACGACAGCUCCAAGCCAUGGACGAGUGAUAGCAUAUGCUUCUCGCCAGCUGAAAAAGCAUGAAGUUAACUGUCCUACUCACGAUUUAGAGUUAGCAGCAGUGAUUUUUGCACUGAAAAUCUGGAGACAUUACUUGUACGGUGCAACGUGUGAGAUAUUCACGGAUCAUAAGAGUUUAAAGUACAUUAAUCAACGUGAAUUGAACCUCAGUCAGGGGAGAUGGCUGGAAUUGCUAAAAGACUAUGAUUGUACUAUAUUGUAUCAUCCGGUCAAGGCCAAUGUGGUGGCUGAUGCGCUAAGUAGGAAAUAUGCAGGAAGCUUAGCACAUGUUACUACAGAGUGGCGAAGGCCGUUAAUCAAAGAGAUCUAUACGAUGUUCAGUCAGAACAUCAGAUUUGAAAUUACACACCCUGGAAAUGUGGAGAAUCUGAGACAGAAGAUCAUGGAGGAAACUCAUGGUUCAACAUACAAUAUUCAUCCAGGUUCCACAAAGAUUUAUAGAGAUAUCAAAGAGAUGUACUGGUGGAAUGGAAUGAAGCGAGAUAUAGCGGAGUUUGUAGCAAAGUGUCCGAUAUCAUAUAUUGCGGCGAAGUUGGCACAAGUGUACAUUGACAGGAUAGUUAGUCUACAUGGAGUUCCUGUGUCAAUAAUUUCAGAUAGAGGUUCAGUGUUUACCUCUAGAUUUUGUGGAAGUUUGAAAGAGGCGAUGGGAAUGCGACCAUAUUUUAGUACUUCUUUUCAUCCGCAAACUGAUGGACAGUAUUUGGGAUGUAUAUUUACCACGGCUCCAUAUGAGGCAUUAUACGGUCGUAAAUGUCAAUCUCCUAUAUGUUGGGAGGAAGUUGAAGAGAGGAAAUUAACAAGAGCAGAGAUUAUUCAGAUUACCUCAGAGAAGGUACCACUGAUUAAGCAGCGAUUGAAAACUACUGUUAGUCGCCAGAAGAGUUAUGCAGACCCAAAGAGGAAAGAGAUAGAGUUUCAAGUUGGCAAUUAUGGUUUCCUUAAGGUAUCACCGAUGAAGGGUGUUAUUCAUUUUGGAAAGAGAGGCAAGUUGUCUUCAAGUGUUGUGGAGAAAUCAUUUUGUGGAGGGAUGUACGUGGUAGACGGAGGCGGAUAUGCGUCAGCGAUAUCCUUACCUGUUUCUACAAGAUCUGACGAUCUAGCAAGCUACCGCACCAGGAGAGUAGAGGGCGAUUGA
This is a messenger RNA of Mercurialis annua (annual mercury), 2721 nucleotides long. RefSeq lists its product as uncharacterized. Gene Ontology annotation, molecular function: nucleic acid binding. Bases 1 to 2721 code for a protein of 906 amino acids. The record is from RefSeq and is a predicted model, not a curated record. The transcript has 8 exons. Lineage: Eukaryota; Viridiplantae; Streptophyta; Magnoliopsida; Malpighiales; Euphorbiaceae.